ACGCGGACACCUUUGCCCCCAGCGGCCUCCGGGCGGGCACCGCAGGCUGGGGCUGAUCCGCGCCAUGGCCAUGUUCUCCCUGCCCUCCCUCCCCUCCUGGCUCCCCGGCCUCUCCUCCCCGCAGUGGGGCUCCGGCCUCCUCGACCCCGUCCUGCAGGGCCUCAUCGGGGCCUGCGGAGUCUCGGUCCUCAACAGCCUCCUGAGGGUCUACUUCUUCGUGAGCUGUGCCAGCAACCCCCGGCGGCCGCUGGAGAGGCAGCGGCUGCGGGCCCGGUGGGCUUUGCUGGACGCGGUGCACCUGGCCGGCCUGGCCCUGAUCCUGACGGUCCUGGGGGCCCGGGUGGCCGCCCUCGUGGUGCUCGAGUUCUCCCUCCGGGCUGUGUCCACGCUGCUCUCCCUGCACAAGGGCUCCGAGAGGGAGAGGCUGCAGCUGUACCUGCUGUGCCAGUACUCGCUGGGCUGUGCGCUGAGCUGCGGCCUGAGCUUCCUGCAGGAGGGCGCCCCCCACCGCACCCUAAACCUGCUGCUGGGCCUCUGGCUGGCCGCACUGCUUAGCUCGGGCGCCCGGCGCCUCUGCCGCCACGUGGACCAGCUCUACGAGCUGCACAGCAGCCAGAACUACUGCGGGGUCUGCCUGGGUCUGCUGGCGGGCGCCCACCGCCUCCCUCCGCUGCUGACCCGCGCCCUGGCCGUGGCCUUCGCUGUGGGUGACCUGGCGGCCGUGGCCCUCAUCAACCAGGACUUCCCCACCACCUCGGACGCCGUGCGCUUCUGGACGCCGCUGGUCAUCUGCUAUGCCCUGCUGGUCAUCUACAUGCAGGAGGAGCAGAGGCAGCAGCCUGGCCUGCAGGGCCAGGUCCAGACUUUGCUGGUGCGCAUGGGUGGCCUCUUCGUGCUGCUGCUGACCGUGGGCAGCUGGCUGGACCUCCUGGGAAUCCUCCUGUCCCUGCUGGGCGAGCUCUGGUGCCUGGCCAGCAUCCACACUCUGCUGGACCUCUGCCAGAUACAGGAUUCUCCAUCCCAGAGGCCUUCUGUGUCAGCUCCAAGGCAGCCCCAGUCCCAGGCCCUCAGCACGUGCCCAGCCCCGGGGGACAGCCCCCUCCUGACCUGCCGUAGCAAAGACUCAGAGUCUGUCUCAGGCCCACCCGGGCUCAUCCAGAGGCCUGGACCCCAGGACACUGCCCCGAAGCAGGGGGGCAGGCUGGCCCCCACCUGGGGGCUCUGUGGAGGGAGGGAAGGGUUUGGGGCUGGCCCUCUAAAGGGGGGGCAUUUGGAGGCCGCUGGGUGAAGCCCUAUGUUUCUCAGCCCCCUCAGACCCACCUUCCCUGGGAGACUAUUGCGUCCUCCGAAUGGCCCCCCUUCACCGCCCCCUCCACAAACAGUAAUAAAGAUGAUUUUUUUCAA
Molecule: messenger RNA, 1404 nt
Organism: Canis lupus familiaris (dog)
Lineage: Eukaryota; Metazoa; Chordata; Mammalia; Carnivora; Canidae
Gene: TMEM82
Product: transmembrane protein 82
Exons: 6
Coding region: 65-1288 (407 amino acids)
Source: RefSeq, a predicted model, not a curated record